AUGCUCCUCCUACAAUCACUUUUACUUCCUCUGGCGGCCGUCCUGGUGGCGGGGGCCCAAGAAAAAGCCGGAGGAGCCUUCAUCAUCGAGCUGGAUGAGAAGACAACGACUCUUGAUGCAUUUACCGAGAGUGCCCGUGGUAUCAACUAUACCGUCCGCCGCACCUUCAACACGAGCGGAGUUUUUACUGGAAUAUCCGUCGAUGUAUCUGAUGGAAGUGAUUUGGAAGCUGUAAAGUCGAGCUUUUCAGCAAUUCCAGGCGUUAUUGGCAUUGCAGAUAUCGUCCAAUAUGAGCUACCACCGAUUAAAAGCAGCUCGAUAGCUUCUCCAGAAGACCUUUCAGCACUCACAAAGCGAGGAGAAUUCUCAUCGAUUGCACGUCGGGAAGAAACUACCGAAGACUUGGGAUUCACUCUCCGAAUGGGCGGUGUUGACAAAGCUCAUGCUGCGGGCUUCAAGGGAAAGGGUGUUAAGAUUGCCUUUGUUGAUACUGGCAUUUAUUAUAAGCAUCCAGCUCUCGGCGGAGGUUUCGGUCCUGGUUACAAGGUUGCCGGGGGCUACUCUUUUAUUACAGACGCGGGAGUCUUGGCUGAAAGCAGCGACCCGUACUCUGAUUGUUCCCAGUCAGAUCAUGCGACGCAUGUAGCAGGAAUCUUGGGCAUGGACCCAUUGGAACUUCCUGACGGCUUCCCCGUAACUGGCGUAGCCCCUGAAGCAUCUUUGUAUGCCUAUCGCAUCUUCGGUUGCAGUGGUACAGGAGGAGAGCGACCAGGUGGCUCGAGUGACCUUGUUUUGGCGGCAAUGCUCAAAGCCAUGGAUGACGGCGUUGAUGUUAUCAGCAUGUCUUUGUCUCUUCCUGAGGGAAUGGUUGGGUCAUUGCCAACAUAUGACCCUGUAGCAAGUGCCGCGCAACAGAUCAAAGACGCUGGCAUUGCUAUUGUUGUCGCCAUGGGAAAUGAUGCAUCCCAGUCACAGAACGCAGACAACCUCUAUCAUGAGACACUCCCCAGUGAACUAACAAGCAUUAUUUCGGUUGGCUCAGUUGCUAACUCGAACUUCCCACUCAUCUAUACAGCGGCAGAUGAAUUCGGUGCAGAGAUCCAUUAUUCAUCAAUAUAUCCUAUUUCGGCUCCUCCCGCUGGACUUGACGUGUACUUCCUAACGGGUAGCUCAUGUGGGUCGUUCGAUUGGCCUACAAUAUUUAAGGAUAUUCAGACAUCAGGGAACCUCAGCACUACCAUCAUCGCUCUAAGUGUUUCAGGCAACUGUCCGUUGACAGACAUCGUCACAAAUCCCUUUUAUAAAGACUACGAGGAUGUGUUUUACAGCAACUACGUUAAGGCUGGAGGAUAUAAGAAGUACAAGUUACUUUUUCAUAACUCGACUUACAUCAACCCUCCAAUGAGCAUGGGUGGAAUGGUGGAUGGAUAUAGCAACUGGGGACCGCUUAGGCGUACAUUUGAGCUCAAGCCACAGAUCGUGGCUCCCGGUGGCCACAUCCUUUCCACAUUCCCAGAGAGUAUUGGCAGCUACGGCGUCAUCUCUGGAACGUCUAUGGCAACACCAUAUAUCGCCGGCUGUUAUGCACUAGUCAAGGCCCAGUUCCCUCAAUUAUCUGUUGACGAGAUCUUGGUUUCUUUGCAGACUACAGCUAGACCGACUCCCUGGAUAUGGAACACAAGCAUAUUGGCAACCACCGCUCAGCAGGGAGCUGGCCUAGUCAAUGUUUACGAUGCCAUCACAUCAGCAACACAUAUUUCUCUUGGACAGCUGGCCGUUACAGACAACAACCGCACUUCGUUCGGUUUAGUCAAUUUCACUGUCCAAAAUAGUGGGGAAACCGCUCAAACAUAUAAUCUCGCCCAUCGCCCAGCAGGAUAUGUGUAUGAGAGAGUUGGCUAUCCCGAGGUGAACCAACUUCCUAGUUUUGGAACAGUAGAGUUUGCAAGCCCUACCUUCGAGCUAGGACCUGGUGAGACAAAAGAGAUCUCUCUGCGCCUGACUCCUCCAAGUCUCGCCGUCAGCAUAGCCCGGUUGCCCCUCUUCUCGGGCUAUAUUGAUAUAGUCCCAGAGAAUGGGGUGAAUGUCAGCAUUCCAUACAUUGGUCCGGCCUACUCGCCGUAUAACAUGGACUACAUAUUUUUCCUGGCAGCCACAACCACGUCCCCCGGCCUUCCCUGGCUGUCAUUCCCAGACAAAAGUGGUAACAGCAAUUACAAUGAUGGCUUUUCUGCUGUACAAUUGUCCGCGUCAUAUGCUUUUAGCCUAUCCGUCCAGGGAUGGACGACACUUUUGAGAGCUGAUAUUGUUCCAGCAAACACCACCCUUACAGCACGCGUCAACGCUGUCAACUUCACUGUCCCUGCCAAUUAUACAUACCUUCCCUCUACCAAUGAGCUUAACUCGACUCUGUUUGGCAAGCCAAGCUACGGUAGCAUCUGGAUAACUAAAGGGCUUUGGCAACCAUCGAGCAGUGUAUAUAUCCAAGGCAAGAAUUUCACGGUAACAACCGAUAGCGGUGCAAAUGUUACACUUGGCUCCGGUGACUACCGGUGGUUCUUCAGCGUGUUGAGAUGGGGUGGCGACGAGACUCAGUCCGAGGAUUAUGACACUUAUCUGGGCCCCAUUGUUCGAUUGCUUGAUUAA
Molecule: messenger RNA, 2646 nt
Organism: Trichoderma breve
Lineage: Eukaryota; Fungi; Ascomycota; Sordariomycetes; Hypocreales; Hypocreaceae
Product: subtilase family domain-containing protein
Exons: 4
Coding region: 1-2646 (881 amino acids)
Biological process (GO): proteolysis
Cellular component (GO): cell wall; membrane; cytosol
Molecular function (GO): tripeptidyl-peptidase activity; serine-type endopeptidase activity
Source: RefSeq, a predicted model, not a curated record